UCUCCGGCUGUCAAACGUACAGAAAACAUGGCGCUAACAAUUUUCCUAGUUUUGUGAAUUAAGCACAAUAUUUUCUUUGGUUUAUCCACGUUUAAAGUGCAGUUUUGUAAACAAGAUUUUGUGGAAAACUCUUGUAACCGAUUGAAGUUUAGUUUUUAUUGAAUUGGAAUUGGUGUGAGUGCUAUGAAUAAUUGAAACUGAAGUGUGAAAAACGCGUCGUUGCGAAAGGUGGAAGUGAUAGAAAAACUAUAGCUAGUAAACUGAAGAGCGAAAGGGUGCAGCUACUGUAAGUAAAGGAAACGAAAAGGUAUAUCAAGUCGUGUCUGCUCCUGGCGCAUGGUAUACUCGUUGUCGUAGCAUUCGUAAGCGCAUAAUUAUCAACGAGAAAAAUGUCAACAAAAUUACGAAAAUAAGUGAAUACGUUCGGUGAAGACUCGAGGAAAACGCGCGUAAAUUGUAAUAAUUUAUCAUAUUUAUGUGCAGGCGUGCAAAAGUGGCAGCUAAUAUUUUUUUGUCGCCGUCAAUAUAAACAAAUGUGUUGAAGAAAUGAGUGCGGACACUUUUGAUGAAGAUUUUUUUGAAACACGCCUGGAGGCGCUUAAAGAUACACAGGAAGGCAUACAACAGAUGUCGGCAUGGUGUCUACAACAACGUACACACCACAAGAAGAUUGUGACCUGUUGGUUGAAUGUGUUUAAAAGAGUGCGAGUUGAACACCGACUCACUCUAUUCUAUUUGGCAAACGAUGUCAUACAGAAUAGCAAAAGGAAACGAUAUGAGUUUGUUGAAAGUUGGGCCACAGCCCUGCAACGUGCAACGACAAUGGUGAGGGACGAGAAGGUAAAGGGAAAAAUUUUGCGUAUAUUCAGCAUUUGGGAGCAGCGCGAGAUUUAUAGCGAAGAAUAUCUAAGCGAUUUAUGUGGUUUGCUAAAUAUAAAUCCACCAAAGAAAUCGCAAUCUGUGGCAUCCGAUUCAUCAGAUGAUUACACGAACGGCCCGCUUAUUACCAACAUACGCGAAUGUGUCGAACUCUCUUUGGCGACGGAUAACAGUUUUAAAAAGCUGCCUAAAGCGCCUAAUUGUGAUAUCGAAAGCAUUAAACAACAAAUAAAGGAUAAAAGCCAUUCAGAUGAUAUUGAAAAAGAAAUUGAACGCUAUACUACAUACGCUGAGGCAUACAGUAAGCAUUUGCAAGCGGAAAUUCGUAGCCGCAAAGCAGUGUUGACCAAUCUUGACACAGCCAUCAAAUUCUAUUCUAAUCAGCGUGGCGAAGUAAAGGUUGUCGUUAGCGCUUACAAAAAUUUUGGCAGUCGCAUAAAACUUGUCAAGAAGAAACUGGAUGAAAUAACACCAAACUUGCCUAGUCCUAUACCGUCGCCAGACAUAAAUGCACCGUCACCGGAACCAGAUGCCGAUCUGCCACUGCCCGAUGACCAAUCACCGAUCUCAAUUAAUCUCUUUAAAAAUUCAAUCAAUGGCUACUCAAGUUAUUUAGACGGAAAGUUACCAUUCGAUAUAAAUGAUUUUAAGAGCGACGAUAGUCCGUCAACCAAAUCAAGUCAGCCAAUCGAAGUAAUAGGUUCACGUUCCGACGAUGAGAGCUAUAGCUCCGGUACGGAGUACUACAAACCUGAACCCUUAAGCGGUUAUUCAAGCAGCAGCAGCAUUGCCAUACCAGGUUUGAACCCUCUGCCUGUGCCGCCAGUUGAAUCGGGAUACACCUCACUCGCACGUUCAGCUCAACAGUACGGCGGUUUAUUGCCUCCACCAAACACAUCGCUAUUUGGCGGAAACAAUGGGUUACAUCACGAUUACAACCCUAAUUACACUCCCGAUAGCGGUUAUCAUGGUGGUGGUGGUGUUGCUGCUGUUGGUGGCAAUACGGGACCAGGUGGGCAACCGUUAAUGCCACCACCGCCUAUACCAAAUUUAAAUUUAUUAGAUAACGUCAAUGGCAACAAUUGUAUUGGUGGGACGGCACGGCCUCCCAAUAACGGCAGUGAUGAAUUUAAUUCUUCGUGGAAUAUGAAUAUGACGUGGACAUCACUGGAUAGUUCCAAUAUAUCGAAUUCCUCUUACACUGGUGACAGCUUAGAUACGCCUGUUUCGCCGCCACAUUUUGACCGCGAAUCCAGUAGCGGCGGUGGCGCCACUAUUGAAUACAGCGAGCAGCUCACUAGCAAUGUUUUAAUAUCUCAGCAAGAUGUUGACCAUCGGCAACUACAUUUGCCCGCUUUCGAUGCGCCCAGUGUGGAUUUAGGUGUUAAAUUAGGUCUGAGUAAAGAGAAAACACGCCAACUGGAUAUCGACCAUAGAAAUUUAAUUUCGCUAACCGGCUCACCGGGUGGCAAUGAUAGCGACAAGAAAUCUUGGCUCUCACAAGACCAGAGUUUCCUCGGGAGUACAACUGGCGAUGUGGACUAUCGUGCUUUGCAGGUGCCAGUUUUAGCGUCAACGGAUAUGUCAUCACCACUUGGCUUGAUGGCACCGCCACCUCCUAGCUUGCAGAAGAAAACGAAUUCUCCACAGAAAAGCAAUGCCAGCUCUUCUUCGGACAAGGAGGAUUCUGGUAGUGCUCGCUACGAUCCCUCCGACAUGGUUAUCGACAUGGACAUGUCCGAUGAGGACCUCGAUGAUAUCUUAAGAGAGGUGAAUGAGCAACAAAGUGAUCAGCUCGACAGUUCGCAGCAAUCCAUAGGCAGUGGUGAUGCAACACUUGAUGGAUCCAAGGACCUAAUCGAGGAAGAACAAUUAGGUGCAGCUGGCACGAGGCCUGCAUUGUUGGAAACACCACCAGAAUAUGUGCCGCAACCGGUCUGGGACGGCAAUCAAUUAGGCCAAAUGCCCAUGCCUAGCUACGAGCCGCAAAACAUAGGGAUGAGCAUGGAAAUGCAGCAGCAGCAGCAACAGCAAGAAAUGUGGAAUCAAACGGCUUGGCAUAAUGGCGGUAAUGGUCGUGGUGGUGUGCCGCCACCACCGCGCCCGCCCUUUCCGUUGCCCUUUGGCAACUUCCCGAUGAAUGCCAACUAUCGUGGCGGCCGCGGUGGGCCUGGCUGGGGAAAUUCGCCGCAACAAAAUCAAUUUCGCAAUGAACGAUUCCCACGACCACAACGUGGUAGCCCGUACUUCAAUCGGGGCGGCCGAGGUGGUGGUAUGCGUGGCGGUUUUCGUGGUAAAUUUCGGGGCAAUCCAGCGUGGAUAUAAUUCAGAAGCUUCAAAUAAAAUAUUUACAAUGUAAAGAGUUAAGCAGCAAGCUAUAUACAUAUUUUUUUUGUACAUAACUAUGAAAUACUAUAUGAAAACUGAAAAUGAACUACAGAAUUUUAACGAUUUCAAAUAGCGAUUAGUGCUAAUUUAAGUAUGGCGUAUAAAUUAUGUUAUGAAGAUGAUUUGAUUAAUUAAAGUUCUCAUUGUUUAACUGGACCGUCAAUGCGCAGAAAAUGCAGAAUUUGGUAAAAAUAUAUAUUUGGAAAUAUAUAUUGCAGCCAUACACACUUACCACUGAUUCAAAAAGUGAAUGGAACAAAGUUAACAUUGCACAACAUUUGGAGAAAGAAAAUUAAGUUUUCUUAGAUUUUCAACUGUGAAUCGCGCCCAAGUCAAGUUAAACGGCUUCAACGUAAUUUAUAUACAGAACCUUAAUGCAAUCAAUUAUAUCUGCACAACUUCAUUGACAUAACUAAAAAUUAUUACAUUGCUAAAACAUAUUUUUACUGUAUUAAUUAUGUUUAAACUUUAAUGUUAAUUAUAAAAUUUACGAUAUUCGAUAAACCAAUAGAACGUCUUUACCAGCGAACAAUGUUGAAAAACAAAGCAUACUUGUAUUUUGAUUUCGUAUAUCGAUUAACAUAGUUCAUACGGGACUGAAUUGAAUGUUCAAGAACGUAUUUACUUUGCUGGUAAAGAUUUGCGAAGUUAGUUGUUAGUUCACUCUAUAGUCUUUAGUUUGUUUACCCUAAGCUUGGUAAAUGUCUAAUUUUAUCAAAGAACAUUAAUUUACCACCUCAACAAAACCCAUUGGAAGAUUAACUGCAAAUUAUAGCUUUUACUUUAUCCCGACCACAAAAGCACAUCUGCAUAUUAAAAAAAAAACGUGGAAAAGUCGAAAGCAAAACGGCACUGUUUACACUCAACAGAAACCCAAACUUUGCAUCCUUCCGCAUUAACAUUUUGUUUUCCUCAUAUUUUUUUUUUUUAUUUACUGCUACCCUCGUCUACCCCACAACAAUCCACAAGUAAAUAGAGUUAACAAAUAUGAAUGUUUAUCAAAUAAAAAUUAACAAUAAAGUGUUUGUAUUACUUUGA
Anastrepha ludens (Mexican fruit fly) is the source of this 4305-nucleotide messenger RNA. RefSeq names its product regulation of nuclear pre-mRNA domain-containing protein 2. Gene Ontology annotation, molecular function: RNA polymerase II complex binding. NCBI's taxonomy places the organism in Eukaryota, Metazoa, Arthropoda, Insecta, Diptera, Tephritidae. The transcript is spliced from 12 exons. The record is from RefSeq and is a predicted model, not a curated record. Bases 547 to 3204 code for a protein of 885 amino acids. Gene Ontology annotation, biological process: mRNA 3'-end processing. Gene Ontology annotation, cellular component: RNA polymerase II, holoenzyme.